This is a messenger RNA of Cryptomeria japonica (Japanese cedar), 1639 nucleotides long. RefSeq lists its product as uncharacterized. Gene Ontology annotation, biological process: collagen metabolic process. The coding region runs from base 180 to 1628 and encodes 482 amino acids. The transcript has 8 exons. Lineage: Eukaryota; Viridiplantae; Streptophyta; Pinopsida; Cupressales; Cupressaceae. Gene Ontology annotation, molecular function: L-ascorbic acid binding; iron ion binding; oxidoreductase activity, acting on paired donors, with incorporation or reduction of molecular oxygen. The record is from RefSeq and is a predicted model, not a curated record.
UUUUUUUUUUCAAAUUAGAACGGAAAGAAAAACAAUAACAAUGCCGUCUCGUGCUGUAGAUUGACCUAGGGAUAUUGAAAUUCUUGUCCAAACCCUCUAAUUUUGAUGGGAAAUGCAGACACUUAUUCGAAUUGUAUCGGAUAAAUUUCUUAGAGGGAUACAACAGUUUUGGCACAUAAAUGUUGGGAAAAAAACGCCUGAUCCUUCCAGGCUUCCUUUCUCAUGAUGCCUGCAAGGAGCUGGAAUUUAUUCACAAGAGUUGCAGCACAGUUGGGUACAGAGCUAAUGUCUUCUCCACUACCCUUGCACACUUGAUUGCCACCAAUUGUGCUUAUCUCAUCAUGCCUUUUAUCCCUAUCAGAGAAAAGCUGAGGGAGAGCAUAGAAGAUUUCUUUGAUUGUCAGUUGGAGCUCUUUAUAGAAUUCACCGGUCUCAUUAGUUGGACUAAAGGGGCAAGCAUAGGAUGGCAUAGUGAUGAUAAUAGACCAUAUCUCAAGCAGCGCCAAUAUGCGGCUGUAUGCUAUCUAAACAACUACAAUGAAGACUUUAAAGGUGGUCUUUUUCACUUCCAAGAAGGUGAACCAACAACUAUUGUACCCAAGAUUGGAGAUGCAAUACUUUAUACAGCAGAUGAAUCCAAUAUUCAUUGUGUUGAUGAGAUCACUGAAGGGGAACGAUGUACAUUAACACUGUGGUUCACACGCGAUAGUUCACAUAAUGAGGAUGCCAAGCUCAUCAGUCAACUUUCUGAUCACCUUUAUCCUUUUUUAAACCCUGGUGGGGUCAAGGAUACUGAUUCUGAUUUACUUAUGCCCCAUGGGGCCAAGAAGAUGAUGAUGCAAGAUUCUUCUUCAAUAAGAGUAGAAGAACUAAAUGAUUUAGCAACUGUUACUAGUCGUAAUGUAUCUGGGUAUUUGCAUUUUUCAUCAGAUUUCAUAUUAGAACACUGGCUUCCUUUGCCAGCAUCGGAUAACAUGUAUUGGGUAAACCAGGACCAUCUUAUGAUGGAAGAGGCACAUGAUUUUUUAGUUGGUCUUAAAGAACAACACUUGGACUUUGAUAUCCGUUGGGCCAGGAUGCUCUUACUUGGUUUGGAGUUUUGUUUUGAUAAGGAUCACGGCAACUUAGAGGAAUGUGAAACAAAGAUGAAAGAAACCAACCAUGAUUGUACAUUAUAUUCUUCAGAUUCCCUUGAUAAGCCACUGCAACUGCAAUGGAAAGGAAUUGUGUUGCCUGAGCUAUUUAGAAACAGUUUACAUGCCGUUCAGGUUGUCCUGUUUUACCAUUGGAAGUUUUGGAAGCGACCAAGUAAUUGUGUGGAGGAUUAUUGCUAUGGUUUUGGAGCAGAAACUGCUACAGGGGCAUCUACUGGUCACAGAGAGUUACAGACAGACAGAUAUAGUUUGUUAAGAAAGGUCUUAUGUAAAAAGUUCACAGUACAAGACACUAUGCUGCCUGAUUUCAGUGUAGAUUAUUCUGCAUCUUCUCAUGAAGAGCAACCCAUUUUCAAUUAUGAAGACUUUAUUCAGGCUACUAAUGGAUGGAAGCAAUAUUUAUGCACAUUAUCGAGAGCUUUACUUCUAAGCUUACCUCAAUGGGAAGCAAAUAAAAUUAUCUUUUCAGUAUGAUCUUACAAAUC